UUAAUUAUUUUUUUAAAUCAGAAAGUGAACUUUGUUGGAUUUUUUCACUUCAGCAAAGAAAAGAAAAUCAUCAGCUGACUUCAAAGCAAAUAUAAGUCAAAAGUACAUUUGUCUUUCAAGGUGUGGUGGAGUGUAGUUCAAGUGUAGUUAAAAUUAUCAUACUCAAGUUAAGAACGGACACUCUUUACUUCAUAACUUUAUUUAAGCACAGUACUUGAGUAAAUGUACCUCAUUACCGUCCGCCACUGGUAGUGGAUUACAUUAACCUGCCGCACAGGUGUUGCUGGUAUUGUUUCCACACACUGCUGUGUAUUACAUGAGGCCGUGCGCCUUUUCUGUGCGUAUGACGUGAUUGUGCAUGAAACUACAACUAUGAGGGAAGUUAUGAAUCCUUAAAGCUGCAGCACCUUUCACACACACUCAUUCUCCCUCCAGGUAAGGAGGUGGGAGGGGGGGUAGGAGGGAGGGGUCUUUGCUCCUGGUCGAGCCUGACAGUUCCGUACUAUUGGCUGAUAGCGGGGGGACUCUUACCUGUACCUGUGCGAGGGAGUGCCAUUCGUCAUCGUCCGAGUCCAAAUCGGGAUCUACUUUUCCUUCUUCCAGCAGCCCAUAGAGGUAGAAAUCAGCCAGGACGGCCUGAAACUGAACGAGCGACUGCAGCAGGACUCCGAGCAUGGAGCCUAUAACGUCGUGGAGCGAGGAGAGAGUCGGCGAGUGGCUCCAAGGUUUGGAUGCCCCCCUGCAUCAGUACCCGGUGUCAGAGUGGCGUUUGUCGGGUCUGGAUCUGCUCCAGCUGACCUCUCAGGACCUGGACAAGUUGGGAGUACAUAAAAUUGGACACCAGGAGCUCAUACUAGAGGCUGUGGAGAAGCUGUGCUCUCUGACGUAUGGUAUAGGUGGGGAGAACCUACGUGGUCUGACAGAGAAGAUGCGUGCAGUUGCCCACACCCUCCAGAUGGGCAUCCAGGGCCGCUGGCGCCUCAACAGCUACGAUGGACGCAGCGCCACCAAGCUGCCUGUCGGCAUUCUGCAGGUUGUUGUGGAGCUCAUCACCUCUGCCAAAGGACUCUUCUCUCUGCUCAACAGGUAUCAGUUUUCUCAGCUCAGGGGAUACACAGCCAGCAAGAACAUAUUCAGCUACUGCAGAGAGCUGGGAGACAUCGUCCACAAGGAUACCACUGUCUACGAAAAGGAAAAGGACAUCAUAUCUGUGUGCCGUCAGUUGGUGUUAGUUUGCGAUGAGAUCCUGAACUCCAGCCCUGAGACACUUCUUACUCACACUGCUCAGCUCGAGACUGUCGACCUGGUGCCUGUUUCACCUGGUGAUCAGCUGGGGAUUGAGAUAACAUCCACUGGUUCCAGUAACCACUACGUGACCGGGACUGUUGCUGAGCCUUCAACUGAUGCCUAUUUGAAGAUUUUGGCCGGUGAUGAAGUGAUUCAAGUCAAUGACCAGAUAGUGGUGGGCUGGAGCAGAGCUAACCUCGUGAAGAAGCUGCGGGAAAACCCCAACGGAGUGACUCUGGUCCUGAAGAAGAUUCCUGGGUCGGUGCGACGCAGGAGCCAGUACCAGCUGUCCUCCACACAGAAGGAGGAAGAGGAGAAAGAAGAGAGGUCAGAGGAGGACGAGGAGGAAGACGAAGAGAAUCCGAGACACUCCAUAUUUGAGAGAGUAGCAGCUUCUGUCAGGUCCCUGUCUUUUAGGAAAGCCAUCCACGGGCCAGAGGUACAGCAGCAGCCUAUGGGACAGGAGGAAUCAGAGCUGUCCUCUGACAGGGAGCGGGAGGGGAGUCUGACUCUCACUUCAUACCAAAGCCAAGAGGGGAGGCUGUCACCGAGACUUUCAGCCUCAGGAGAGUUUGAGAGUUUGGACAGUUUGAGGCUCUCCCCGGGAAUAAGACGAGACCGCUCUCGUUCACCCAGAAGUCCCUCUCCCUCCGUGGGAUUCGGUUCGUUCAGAAGUCCUUCACCUCUACCGGCGAUCAAUCAGGAAAGAGCCAGCGUAAGUUCCUGCCCUGAAAUGGUGGGACACACGGGCAACAAGGAGACAAAGAAGAGUUCUUCAAAAGGCAUGACGACAGCUCAGAGUCGACGCCGUGUGUCCUGUCGCGAGCUGGGUCGACCAGACUGCGACGGCUGGCUGUGGAAGAAGAGGAAGGAGAACAUCUUCAUGGCCCAGAAGUGGCAGCGCUUCUGGUUCAUCCUCAAGGGACCUUCCCUUUACUGGUACACCAGCCAACAGGAUGAGAAGGCAGAGGGUCUUGUCAAUAUAGCCAGCUAUGACAUAGAGAGUGCUGGAGAGCACAAGAGAAAAUACGUGUUUAAAAUGUGCCACAAGCGAUUUCAGAACUUCUUCUUUGCUGCCGACAACGUCAGUGACAUGAGCAAGUGGAUUAACUCUCUGAUAACAGCCAUACAGAAGCACAAGAAGUUUGACACAGGCGCAGAUACUGAAGAAGAAUGUUACAGUGAGACUGAAUCAGAGAGCGAGAUGUCGCCUUCACCUCGCAGGAGAAACAAGCAAAAAGUGCAGUCCCACACUCUGCCUCGCUCCAAGGGGAAGACGAAGGUGCCAUUAUCCAGUCCUGGGACAGGGGGCAGCAAAGGAACAGAAGGAGGACAAGUGGAUGAAAUGGGCAUGAUGUUAAACAACAUAAAGGAAGGAGGGGUUUCUCUGACAGGCCAGGAGCAGCCGUUUACACACGACCACUUCAGGAAAUCGUUCAUUCGACGCAAUAAGAACCCUGUCAUCAAUGAGAAGGCGCACACGCUGCGGGCCCUGCAGAGCACACUCAAGGCCAAAGAGGUGGAGCUGCUGCAGAUCAACAAGCUCUUAGAGGACUCUGAUAUGACAGCUGUGAAGUAUCGGCAGUGGAAGGAGCAAAAUGAAGAACUAGUUCAAGAAAUUGAGAGACUGGCCGCACUCAAGGCCUCCAAAGCAGCGGACGAUGCUGCAGUGCAGGACACUCCCACUGAAGAGGUUGCCUUGGAAACUGUGGCUAAGGAAACAGCCACCUUAGAGACAGAAGGCGCGUACAGACUGAGCCUCAGCGACGGGGAGCAGCUAGUGGACGCAGGGCCGUCUGACGUUCUCCUGGAGAUCCCACAGGGUUCUCCGAGCACCAGCCCAGUGUUAGAACUGUCUCUGGGAUCGCUGCAGGAUUCGAUAAACAAGCAGCUGAGUGAAAUGGUGGAGAGCGGAGAGCCUGCAGAGAACUACUUCUACAUUUAAGACGCAUCACUGCAAAAUUGCUCUGUUUACUACAAUCAGGCAAAUGAGAGACAUUUGUCAUGCACUGUGUGUGUGGGAGAGAGAGGUGUGUGUUUCACUGUGUCCUCUGCUGACAUUAGGAUUAGUCAAAAUUGCCAUUAAAUCAGCACUUUAAUCAAGUGAAAUGCAUCAGUGCAGAUUUAGAUUCAUUCACCAACACAACAAACACGACAGGUUUACAACAGAGACAAGAACAAUUUGCCAAGUGUCUGAGUUCAGUGUGUAUUUAUGGGAUUCUAAGGCCGUCUUGUUCUUCUAAUGAUAGAAAGUACAACUUUUCUUAGAAUUCAAUUUGUAAUAUAAGUCAUGCCUCUUUUAAUGAGAUAUGUAAAUACAGUUUUACUAUAAAUACUGUAUGUAUUUGUUUAUUGACAUUACCUUAAUAAAAGGUAUACAUUGGAAAUAUUUUGCACAGAAAAUUUGCUUCAGAGACACGUUGUUGGUCAAGGUUUUUCCUUUGAUUAGAUUUUAUCCCUCUUGGCCCUGUAGAGAACACUCUUUACCACAUACGUAUUUAUAGACGUAUGCAUAUGAACCCUAUAGUGGAGCUGUAUGACAGUUCUGGCUCUGCGUUACUUAUUGCUCAAGGCUGCCAUGAAUGCAUGGAGACAAGUGGAGACUCCCCCGAGUGCUGAGAUUUCAGAGGUGGCUCUGCACAUUUUCAUUGUAAUAUUGAUAGGCUCAAUAAAAAAGGGAGCAUGAUGAUCAUUGAA
Plectropomus leopardus (leopard coralgrouper) is the source of this 3984-nucleotide messenger RNA. It is a transcript of the gene cnksr1, whose product is annotated as connector enhancer of kinase suppressor of Ras 1. Lineage: Eukaryota; Metazoa; Chordata; Actinopteri; Perciformes; Serranidae. Gene Ontology annotation, molecular function: protein binding. The record is from RefSeq and is a predicted model, not a curated record.